This is a messenger RNA of Aspergillus saccharolyticus JOP 1030-1, 2385 nucleotides long. Its product is annotated as cell pattern formation-associated protein stuA. The annotation marks the transcript as partial. Gene Ontology annotation, biological process: positive regulation of transcription by RNA polymerase II. Gene Ontology annotation, cellular component: nucleus. Gene Ontology annotation, molecular function: DNA-binding transcription factor activity; sequence-specific DNA binding. Lineage: Eukaryota; Fungi; Ascomycota; Eurotiomycetes; Eurotiales; Aspergillaceae. The transcript has 5 exons. The record is from RefSeq and is a predicted model, not a curated record.
AAACCGUUACCCCCGUCAACCGAAAAGCUGGAGCUGCCGUCGAUCUCGCAGGUCCACACCAGAGGUCCUGUUGACAUCCCUUGGUAUAACCAUCACGCCGCUGAGAGACCUCUGUUGUCUGGUGACAAGCUUCCAGCUCUCAGUCUCCCAACGGCUUCGCAGGCCAUCUCGGGCCACUCCUAUCGGGCGAGCUACGACGACGCCGCCGCCGCCGCCGCCCUGGGAUCCAGCAAUACCAGCGCCCGCACAAGUUUAUCAGGAUCCGCACCAGUGGGUAGUGAUACGCGAAGCCCGCCUGCAUCCUCGACCGAUCUCACGACAGCCAACCAAAGUCGCGUUGCACUGGACGCCUCGGCACCUCAGGAGUACUCUCUCGCGCAGAAUCCGGUCAACGAGAGUUAUUAUCAGAAUCAACCCCACAUCAACAGCAUGAACCAGACCCAACCGUACAUGGACGUCCAUUCUUCGCAUUUGUCGUCCGGACAGCCCUACGCCUCGCAUGCUGCCACCGCUGGGGGGAUUGCGCACUACCCACAAUACCACCAGCAGCCGCCGGUAUUGCAGCCCGCGUCGUCGACGUAUGGGCCGGCUAGCUCUUAUGCCCAGUAUGCCUAUCCCGGCGGUGUAAGUUCUUCCCAGCCUGGUCCUCAGCCUCCGUCGACGUCUUUGAGUGGCCAGGUUCCGGCUCAAUUGCUGCCGCUACCCGCAGUGACAAGUCACCCAGUGCCCACUCCCAGCUACGGCAACUCGACCGGAGCCCCGAUGCAAGGUUUUGUGUACGAUCCCACCGGUCAGAUUGCGCCUCCAGGGUCAAAGCCGCGGGUGACCGCAACGCUAUGGGAAGAUGAAGGAAGCCUUUGCUAUCAGGUCGAAGCCAAAGGAGUUUGCGUUGCUCGACGUGAAGACAACGCAAUGAUCAAUGGCACGAAGCUUCUCAAUGUGGCGGGCAUGACGAGAGGCCGGCGAGAUGGUAUUCUAAAAAGCGAGAAGCUCCGCCAUGUCGUCAAAAUCGGUCCGAUGCAUCUCAAGGGCGUAUGGAUUCCUUUUGACCGAGCUCUCGAGUUCGCGAACAAGGAGAAGAUCACGGACCUGCUGUAUCCCUUAUUUGUUCAUAACAUUGGGGGAUUGUUAUACCACCCGACCAAUCAGAACAGAACUAACCUCGUGGUGCAAGAAUCUCAGCAGCGGCGCAUGGAGGGUUCUCAAGCGGCGGCACGUACGUCUCAGGGGCCCCAGCCUUCUACUUUGCACCAUCAUCACCAUUCCCUCCAGGCUGGUGUGCCUUCCCACAUUGCUCAGCCACCCACAGUCGCCUCGCAACAAGGGGGUAGACCGGGGCUUGAUCGGGCUCAUACUUUCCCCACUCCUCCUGCUAGUGCUUCGAGUCUCAUGGGUAUCACCAACUCCAGCAAUUCCUACGAUUGGAACAACCAAGCAAUGACAUCGGGCGUUCCCAACUCCCAGCCACUGUCCAUUGAUACGGCUCUGAGCAACGCCCGCUCGAUGCCAACCACGCCGGCCACGACUCCCCCUGGCAAUACCUUGCAAGGAAUGCAGUCUUUCCAGGGGCAAUCAGGCUAUGACUCGAAGCCUUAUUACUCUGCAGCACCGCCUUCCCACCCUCAUUAUGCUUCGCAAUCGAGCGGCAUGGCCCCAUAUGGACAAACAAUAUCCGAACCGUAUUUGAAGAAUGAGCCGUAUAUGAAAAACGAGAUGGGACCCCCUUCAAGCCGUACCCCGGGUGCGCAGGCAGAGAGUGAGUCGGCCGAUGUCAAGUCGGAGCGUUAUGCCCAGAGCAAUGGCCAUGUGAGCGCUACUGGAAAUGAGUCAGUCGGGGAGCAUGAACCGGAGUAUGUGCAACAUGACAAUGCUGGUUAUAAUACUGGUCGUGGCUCAUACACUUACACCACCAACCCAUCGGUGGGUAGUCUGGCUGGAGACCACUCUCAGCUCGCACCUGAGAUUGCCGGUUCUCCUACCCAGCCGAACGGGUCCGGGAGAAUGACCCCGCGCACCAGUGGUGGGCCUCCGCCGUGGGGCACAGGCUACAGUACCCCGCCCCGCCCUGCUGCUGCCAGUAGUCUCUACAACAUUGUCAGUGACACUCGCGGAACGUCUAACACCGGUGCCACCUCCGAUAAUUAUUCAGUCUCCAACUCGGCUGCGGGAUACGCGACCGCGCUCAAUGUUUCGCUUGGCUCGAACAAGCGCAUGAGGGAAGACGAUGAGGUGGAUCGUAUUGCUCGUCCCGAUAGUCGCGGCCCUGACUAUGAGAGUAAGCGUCGCAAGACGCUGAGUGAGACUUCUGUCGGUGGACCUGUUGGUGGCGUUCCGUUAGCAUUGCAGCCCAUGAAGGCAGGUGGUGCGAUGUCUCGUCGCCGGUAG